GCACGCGUGGCGGGGUGCUGGCGGCCUCUGAAGCCGCGAUGCUGCAGGACUGCCCGAAGGCCCGCAGGGAAGUGGAGCUGCACUGGAGGGCAUCGCAGUGCGCGCACAUCGUCCGCAUCAUGGACGUCUACGAGAACCUCUACCAGGGGAGGAAGUGUCUGCUCAUCGUCAUGGAGUGCUUGGACGGCGGGGAGCUUUUCAGCCGAAUUCAAGACAGGGGAGACCAGGCCUUCACAGAAAGGGAGGCUUCAGAGAUAAUGAAGAGCAUUGGGGAAGCCAUCCAGUACCUGCACUCGAUCAACAUCGCGCACCGGGACGUGAAGCCGGAAAACCUCUUGUACACCUCCAAAAGACCCAAUGCUGUGCUAAAACUCACAGACUUUGGCUUUGCUAAAGAAACCACCACGCACAACUCCUUGGCCACUCCGUGCUACACACCGUACUACGUGG
Molecule: messenger RNA, 450 nt
Organism: Balearica regulorum gibbericeps (East African grey crowned-crane)
Lineage: Eukaryota; Metazoa; Chordata; Aves; Gruiformes; Gruidae
Source: RefSeq, a predicted model, not a curated record